Messenger RNA from Spizellomyces punctatus DAOM BR117, 828 nucleotides. RefSeq lists its product as uncharacterized. The record is from RefSeq and is a predicted model, not a curated record. The transcript is spliced from 2 exons. The coding region runs from base 170 to 703 and encodes 177 amino acids. Lineage: Eukaryota; Fungi; Chytridiomycota; Chytridiomycetes; Spizellomycetales; Spizellomycetaceae.
GUUUUUUGCACACUCUCGUCCCUAGCGGUAAAAGUGGAGGCGUUUCAAUUUGUUUCCUUGAGUAUCGGCAGUGAGCUACAUGGUUUUGGCGUCAUGUAUAGGCGGAUAAAAACUCGUUCCUCUGCUCAACUCAUUCGUAGUGUCCCAUUCUUUGUCGCUGAGAGAGUUCAUGCUAUCAGACGUUCAAGCAGUCAUCAAAGCCCUUCUGCCAGUCAUGCCUCGGCUUAUUCCAGCUUUUGUCGAUUGCCUCCUUCUUGCAUCAUUGAUGGCUGGGCUAAGACGAGUCGGGAACGUUGACUUUGCGACAGAAACGAUAUCCUCUCCAGCACUCCGCUGGAUCGUCCUUCAAUUCCUCUUCUUGGGUGAAGGUGCCCUAGACGUCUUCCUUACCCUCGUGCGACGAUAUCCAAAGUAUUUCCGUCCGCGAAUCAUGGGUUCACCUGCACCCAAAGGCGUUGACCUUCCUACGUCAAAUCAUGAAGAGAAUACAUGCAAGGAGGUUGUAAUGUACGGGCCUUCUCCUGAUGUGACUACUCAUUCCUAUCAUGUCCCAAGCCAUCCCACGUACCACCCGCCUUCUACGCAUGAUCACAGGACUGCACCAUCUGGCACGCAACCUCCACCAACCCCACACAAGUUUCCUGCCCAACAUCACAACCAUGGCUUAGAGAACUUGUCAGAUCACAGUGUCCUGAUCAUGUAGAGAAUAGAGGAUAGAAUAACGUCCAGAUUAUUGCAUAUAUGCACUAAUUGACAGAAUGACACCGAACAUCCAUAUUUACAAUAGAAUGCAUGUUGCAUACAUUUUAUCUUAGAGGGAAUGACGAC